Molecule: messenger RNA, 2061 nt
Organism: Budorcas taxicolor (takin)
Lineage: Eukaryota; Metazoa; Chordata; Mammalia; Artiodactyla; Bovidae
Gene: MASP2
Product: MBL associated serine protease 2
Exons: 11
Coding region: 1-2061 (686 amino acids)
Biological process (GO): proteolysis; complement activation, lectin pathway
Cellular component (GO): extracellular region
Molecular function (GO): serine-type endopeptidase activity; calcium ion binding
Source: RefSeq, a predicted model, not a curated record
AUGAGGCUGCUGGUCUUCCUGGGCCUGCUGUGGGGCUCGGCGGCUGCGUCCUCAGGGCCACAGUGGCCCAAGCCAGUGUUUGGGCGCCUGGCAUCGCCCGGCUUCCCCGACCAGUACGCCAACAACCAGGAGCGGCGCUGGGCCCUGACGGCACCCCCCGGCUACCGCCUGCGCCUCUACUUCACCCACUUCCAGCUGGAGCCCUCCUACCUGUGCGAGUAUGACUUUGUCAAGCUGAGCGCCGGGACCAAGGAGCUGGCCACGCUCUGCGGCUCGGAGAGCACGGACACGGAGCGGGCGCCUGGCAACGACACCUUCUACUCACCGGGCUCCAGCCUGGAUGUCACCUUCCGCUCCGACUACUCCAACGAGAAGCCGUUCAGGGGCUUCGAGGCCUUCUACUCUGCAGAGGACAUUGACGAGUGCCAGGUGCCCCCAGGAGAGGCCCCCACCUGCGACCACCACUGCCACAACCACCUGGGCGGCUUCUACUGCUCCUGCCGUGUGGGCUAUGUUCUCCACAGGAACAAGCGCACCUGCUCAGCCCUGUGUUCCAGCCAGGUCUUCACUGCCCGGUCUGGAGAGCUCAGCAGCCCUGAAUACCCGCAGCCAUACCCCAAACUCUCCAGCUGCACCUACAGCAUCCACUUGGAGGAGGGAUUCCAUAUCAUCUUGGACUUUGUGGAGUCCUUUGAUGUGGAGAUGCACCCUGAGACCCUGUGCCCCUACGACUCCCUCAAGAUUCGAACAGACAAGGCAGAAUACGGUCCGUUCUGUGGGAAGACAUUGCCCCGCAGGAUUGAAACCAAGAGCAAUACUGUGACCAUCACAUUUACCACCGAUCAGUCGGGGGACCACAUGGGCUGGAAGGUCCGAUACAACAGCACAGCUCAGCCUUGCCCUGAUCCAUUGGCGCCACCUAAUGGCCGCAUCUCCCCUGUGCAAGCCAAAUACAUCCUGAAAGACCACUUCUCGGUCUUCUGCAAGACCGGUUAUGAACUUCUGCAAGGUAAUUUACCCCUGAAAUCAUUUACUGCGGUCUGUCAGAAAGAUGGCUCUUGGGACCGACCGAUGCCAGCGUGCAGCAUUGUGGACUGUGGCCCUCCUGACGAUCUACCCAGUGGCCAGGUGGAGUACAUCACGGGUCCUGCAGUGACCACGUACAGGGCUGUGGUUAAAUACCGCUGUAAUGAGUUCUACACAAUGACAACAGACGAUGGUAAAUAUGUGUGUGAGGCUGAUGGAUUCUGGACGAGCUCCAAAAGAGAAAAAUCACUCCCAGCCUGUGAGCCUGUGUGUGGAAUAUCCACCCGUACUACAGAAGGUCGUAUAUAUGGAGGACAAAAUGCAAAGCUUGGUUACUUUCCUUGGCAAGUGCUGUUACUAGGUAAAACUAUGGCAGCAGGCGCACUUCUGCAUGACAACUGGGUCCUAACAGCUGCUCAUGCUGUAUAUGACCAAAGAGAAGACGCUGCCUCCCUACAGAUUAGAAUGGGUGCCCUGAAGAGAAUAUCACCUAAUUAUACACAAGCCUGGGCCGAGGCCAUCUUUAUACACGAAAGUUACAUUCAUGAUGCUGGUUACGAUAACGACAUAGCACUGAUUAAACUGAAGAACAAAGUUGUCAUCAACAGCAACAUCAUGCCUAUUUGUUUGCCAAGAAAAGAAGCGGAAUCUUUCAUGAGGACAAAUGACAUUGGAACUGCAUCUGGAUGGGGAUUAACCCAAAGGGGGUUUCUUGCGAGAAAUCUAAAGUUUGUUGACAUACCAGUUGUUGACCAUCAAAAAUGUACUGCUGCCUACGAAAAGAAGUCCUAUCCAGAGGGAAGGGUAACUGAUAACAUGCUUUGUGCUGGCUUGCAAAGUGGGGGCAAGGACAGCUGUAGAGGUGACAGUGGGGGGGCGUUGGUGUUUCUAGAUAAUGAGACCCAGAAGUGGUUUGUGGGAGGAAUAGUGUCAUGGGGUUCCACUAAUUGUGGGGAAGCAGAUCAGUAUGGGGUCUACACCAAAGUCAUAAACUACAUUCCCUGGAUCAAGAGCAUCAUUAAUAGUAAUUUUUAA